This is a messenger RNA of Cladophialophora carrionii CBS 160.54, 3390 nucleotides long. RefSeq lists its product as uncharacterized. NCBI's taxonomy places the organism in Eukaryota, Fungi, Ascomycota, Eurotiomycetes, Chaetothyriales, Herpotrichiellaceae. Gene Ontology annotation, molecular function: DNA-binding transcription factor activity, RNA polymerase II-specific; DNA binding; zinc ion binding. Gene Ontology annotation, biological process: regulation of DNA-templated transcription; DNA-templated transcription. Bases 1 to 3390 code for a protein of 1129 amino acids. The record is from RefSeq and is a predicted model, not a curated record. The transcript has a single exon.
AUGUUCCAGUUCAAUGGGAGCCAGACAGACCCCGUCGUUGGCUCAUUAGCCAGCCACCGCCGGAUGUCGAACUCCACCAAGAACGAAAAGCGUCACAUUACGAGGAAUCGGACCAGCUACAGCUGUCUCACGUGCCGCCGUAGGAAGGUCAAAUGCGACAAAACUCGACCAGUCUGUGGUGGCUGUCAGAAGGCCAAUGAGCAGUGCUUGUACCAUGAUGACAUGACCCCGGCUCCCGCUGACUCGGUGUUGACGGAGGACAGAGGUCCAGUCUGGAAGAAGCGAAAGUCAAGCCUCGCUGAGCAGGAAUCUCUCGAAAUGCUCACAGCACAAGCUGACAGCACGGCGCCGCCCACUGACCUCAAAGCCAUUGAAGAGCAGCUGCAGCGGUUGACAAGAUUGGUGGAUGCUCUUCGCCAUGGCACCGCUACUGGAACCGAUUUGCGGUGGAAGGAGCUGUUGACACCCGAGCAAUCAGCUUCGGACUCUGGGUCCGAAGGACCUCUGCAUCGACCAAGUAUGGGUCUUGACAUGUUCCAGUCUGGAAACCACGGGUCGACAAAAGAACUUGCCGAUCUGAGCACGCCCUUGUCAACCUUGAAGCUCAACAAUGGGGAAGCAAGGGAGGAUCCAUUCUGGAACCACAUAUCUGACGAACUGGACCAACUCAACAAUCUGAUGCGCCGGCGGGACAAUUCCUAUGCGAUCUCAAUUAGUCCAGAGAACAAGCCAUGCGAUCAAACGCGAGGUUGGGUGCCUCCAGUCGAGGAAGCGACAGAACCUGAGCAAGAUGACUUCUGGGUUCCAAAUGACUUUCACAAAGAAGCCGGAGCCAAGUCCCUUGAGAGUCUCGACCUGGAAAAUAAUGAUCCCGUUUGUCGCAUGCUGGCCUUCAGCAAAGCCAGCCUGCUACAGAACGUCCCUCUCAAAUGUUCACCUGCUGUAGCUAUAGAGCAGCUCACACAAGGACUUCCGACAAGAGCGCAGAGCAAUGUACUGUUCAGGUGCUGGUUAUCAGGCGUGUACCCAAUCGUGGGAAUCUUUCUGCCUUCGGACAUAUUCCAGAAACAUGAGGAAUUCUGGGACGACAGGGAAGCAAACGGCACAGCGGAGUCCAGACAUCCCAACCUAGAUUUCUUGACGGCAUUAUACGCGAUCUGGUACGCUGGUUCACUGAGCAUUUCUACAAAAGGGCUGCGACAGUGGUUUCCCCAUGCCUCGAGAGCCAGGCUCAGCACCCAAUUCCACGACCACACGGUGUUUUGUUUGCUCAUUGGAUCGUUCAGACGGAAUAUCAGCCUGUACAAGCUGGCCGCAUUGGUGCUCCUACAAACCAUCACUAUCGCGGAGGAAGACCCUCUGCAAAGCAGCCUCUACCUAGCACUCAUUGUGCGCUUGGCGUUUUCGAUGGGCUUGCAUAGGGAACCUACACUAUUCGAGCUUUCCGUGAACGAAGAGGGAAUGCGUCGACGACUAUGGUGGCAGAUCAUACAGCUGGACAUCUUCAAUGUCGUAGCCAGCGGCUAUCCAUCCCAGAUCUCGGAGAAAUUCUGUGACACACGGGUUGUUUGCGAAGACAGAGAUGCCUUCACACCUGAUAGCACCGGUGACGUCGCUUCGUCGCAUCCGAAUCUCAAGGUUGUGUCGCCUCAAAGCGGAAAGUCUAGUGGAGAGACUCCGAAUGCUGCAUCAUUUCGCACGCUGAUGCUGGUGGCAAGGGGGAAAUCAAUCCUGGCCUGCGCACUCCGAAGCGUGGUGGGUAUAUACCUGGAAACGAAGAAACUCACAAAUGAGGAUAUCCAGGAGAUGAAGAGAAUCAUCACCGAAGUGGGCGACCACAUCCACGGCAUCAUCAAGGCGAUACCGAGCAAGGGAAUGCCCGAGAUGGGUUUUUUCCCAGACGUGCCCAAAGAUGCACAGCACCGUGGAUCCGCCAGUGACGCGCUUAUGGGCAGCCCCAUCACUGCCACCGACAUCGCGUACUACAUGACGUCUCCCAAUGAAACUGAUCCCUCGUGGCCCUUGGCCAGCUUUCAUCGUCAAAAGCAGGCGGCGUACAACAAGUGGGCUCGAGUAAGCCUCUCAAUGUUGGUCGACAAGAUCCACUGCGUGGCAUACGCACCCUUCCUCAAAAACACCAAGAGCAAGUUGUGGGGACUGGGCAGGCAAUGCGCACUGCACAGCUGUCACAGCUUUCUGAGGAAAUUCAUCUCCAUCGCCACUGAUCCGGAUCUGGAAGCGUUUUGGUGGAGUUGGCCGGCACUUUACGGGCCUCUUCAUGCAGUUCUGAUCAUUCUCGUUGAUCUCUACGAGAGACCCGCCAGCGUGGAGGCCCCAAAGUCAAGAGAGCUGGUCGACAGGGUGUUUCGACUAGCCGCUCCUGAAUCGGGGAUCGUGGGAGGUUCCGAUGGUUAUACCGUCCAGAGACCGCUAAGGGAGGGUGGCCUGGAAGCUUGGGACAUGUUGCGAGGCCUUCGGUCUGCGGCUUGGCAGAGAGCGGGUCUUGACCCGACAGUGUUGUGGACAGAGGAGGAUCAGAUCGCAGUAGGAGUGGCGACUCCGUUGACAGAAACACAGAAGAUCGCGCAGAGUCUCAGAGAAGACUCCAUAUAUGAAGUGCAAACAACGGGCCAGGCCGGAAGUGUCUGGAUGGACAAUAUCAGACCGACGGAGCAAGGUAUACGAUAUAUGGUAAAGCUCACACAAGGAGACUUUGACAACGAGGGUGGCGCGUUUGGGGAGUCGUUCCGCUGCACGCGAACUGCGCGUCACGAGUUUUUGCAAGGCAUCGAGCGUGACGCUCGCAUGAAUGCCGGCAAAGGGCUGGCGAGGCGAGAAGGCCAGGCUAAAAUGCCUUUCCCACUGAGCGGUAAGAUGGCGAAGUGCUCUGGCACAGCAGCUGCGGCCAAUGCGCCACCUGUGCACGUCCUUGAUAUGCACACUCAUGUGCCCAGGCCAGAGGGCGUGGCUCGUUCAUGCCCCAGCCGGGUAUCCUCGUAUCUGGCUGAAACGGGGGUGACAAACGGCAUACAGUCUCUUCACGAAACGUCCCGCGCACCUGAACAACCGAGCUGGGAUCCCUCAACCACCAAUGGUGUCACGCACACGCCGCCAGCCACCAGCAAUUCACUGUCCGAGAAACCUACGAAUGGAGCGGUCCAUGUGAAUGGCCAUACCGACGAUUACGGCAGUCAGAUCCCGAGCAAUCACGCCGAACAGUCACACGAAGACCCAAGCUCGGUGUACGACGGGUUACACCAGGGUGACACAGAUAUGGACCUUGGCUUUGACUGGGAACGUUGGGAUGCCGUCUUUGGGCAAUACUCUGGAUUCACCGACCUCAUGGACGACGUCACCAUGUCAGCGUGGACAGAGGAUGUCGACGUGUGA